AUGAAACAACGUCUUACUACUUUUCCACCACCUGAAUUGAAAAAAUACUCAUUCUUAGAAACAUAUACUUUCCUUUAUUCUGUAUAUACUGAUUUACUUUUAUCACAGCUUUGGGAGGAAUUAAAAAUUCAUCAACUACCAUCAAAUAGAUCAAUUAUCCAAGGAAUUUCUCCUCAAAACCAUAAAACUUUUUAUGUUUAUCCAUGUUCACUUGAAGAGAGUAUUUCUAUUAAAAAAAUUUGCGAAUUAUAUAAUGAAGUCUGGAAUAUUCUUGGAGAAGAUAAACAAACCUUAUUAUUAGGGAUUGUGAGUCCAGAUAGCACAAUUGUUUAUUAUAAAAUAAAUAAUGGACUAAUUAAACCAAGAAAAAACGAUGAAGAUUAA
Messenger RNA from Pneumocystis jirovecii RU7, 384 nucleotides. RefSeq lists its product as uncharacterized. Lineage: Eukaryota; Fungi; Ascomycota; Pneumocystomycetes; Pneumocystales; Pneumocystaceae. The record is from RefSeq and is a predicted model, not a curated record. The coding region runs from base 1 to 384 and encodes 127 amino acids. Gene Ontology annotation, biological process: tRNA splicing, via endonucleolytic cleavage and ligation. Gene Ontology annotation, molecular function: nucleic acid binding. The transcript has a single exon.